AUGAAGGGUCUUUUCACUAAAGCAAUACCAUUAAUCUUGGCGCUUGGAUCCCAAGCGGUUUCCUGCCAGCCACAGCCUGACCAGCCCCAGACCAAGCGAGUCGUUCAAUACUACGGUCAACAAAUCAACGAUCAAGGCACAAAGUUUCACAUAGACUUGCUCGUUAACAACUCAGACAACAAGACGUAUGCUACGAAUGUCUUGAUGGGCGAGUUCGGCGUGGGUAACAAGACCCUGCAACUAAAUGGUGGCGACCCCGCCGCGAAACCUAACGACUGGUUCUGGGACGAGAUCAAGACCAUCCAAGACGCCGGCGUCAAGGUAUCAUUGUGGCUGCGGCAAGGCUUCGAACACCUGAAAAAGGACAACAAGGACUUCGAUACCUAUUAUGCCCUGGUGAAGAAGACGAUCACGGACUACAACUUUGAGGGCAUAGACCUGGACAUCGAAGACGCUCUAGAUGACAAUGGUUGCGGCGAUAUGACCAUGACUCUCGAGGACACUGUCCAUCUCAUCCGCCGGUUGCGCGACGACUUCGGCCCCGAGUUCCUUAUCACACUAGCACCCGUCUCCGACGCCCUUCUCAACGAGGGAAACGUCAGCUGCUUCAACUACCAAGACUUAGAAAAGCGCGCCGCUGCCGACAUUAGCUGGUACAACGCGCAGUUCUACGGGGGUUCAUGGGAGGGCCUCAAGACAUCGGCGUUCUACGAACAAUGCAUCAAGGAAGGCGGAUGGAAGCCGCAGCGCAUCGUGACCACCAUUACUACGAGCUCCGAUUUUACGUAUCCGCUUCCCCGGUCGAGCUGGAUCGGACUCAACGAGACUGGGCCGACUAUUGAGUCUUUGGUGAAAAAGCACCCCGAUUUUGGAGGUGUUGGCGGCUUUGAUUAUUAUGAUGCUGAGCCGGGUGGUUAUGAGAAGCCCUGGGAGUGGUCCCGAUGGGCUGCGAGGAGGAUGAAUGUCUGA
Molecule: messenger RNA, 969 nt
Organism: Xylaria bambusicola
Lineage: Eukaryota; Fungi; Ascomycota; Sordariomycetes; Xylariales; Xylariaceae
Product: glycoside hydrolase
Exons: 1
Coding region: 1-969 (322 amino acids)
Biological process (GO): carbohydrate metabolic process
Source: RefSeq, a predicted model, not a curated record